Messenger RNA from Kalmanozyma brasiliensis GHG001, 2475 nucleotides. Its product is annotated as UBA/THIF-type NAD/FAD binding fold. Gene Ontology annotation, cellular component: mitochondrial outer membrane. The coding region runs from base 1 to 2475 and encodes 824 amino acids. Gene Ontology annotation, molecular function: ubiquitin-like modifier activating enzyme activity; tRNA threonylcarbamoyladenosine dehydratase activity. Gene Ontology annotation, biological process: cyclic threonylcarbamoyladenosine biosynthetic process. NCBI's taxonomy places the organism in Eukaryota, Fungi, Basidiomycota, Ustilaginomycetes, Ustilaginales. The transcript has a single exon. The record is from RefSeq and is a predicted model, not a curated record.
AUGUCAGACUCUAGCACCUCUCCAUCGUGGCUAUCUGCGCUGUCGACGAGCAAUGGCAGGAAUGCUCUGCUUCUGGGCUCGAUCGCUGUCGGCUCGUCGAUAGCCACCGCUGCCGCCAUCUUUGGAACACAACGCAUCACACGGCGGAAGAAGCGUCAAGACCUCUCUGACACUGUCACCAAGUCAGCCAACGCUCAAGGCGCGGACCGCCUUCAGCGCUUUGAUCUCGAUCGCGACGAGGCCUCCUCCACCGACGGAGGCACGCCACGCUACCUCUCGGGUCUACAAAGCAACUCGCUACGGCCUACAUCGCAUCUGCGCAACGCGACGAGCUUCUCAUCCAGUCUUCCACAGUCCCCCGCUGGUCCAUCUCGCGCCGACACCGCCGGCCGCAAUGUACCUUUCGCCCGCAAGCGUCAACCCUCCGUCGAGCAAUGGGACGAGUCUUUGAUCCGCGAACAACUCUCGCGCAACUACAGCUUUCUCGGUGAAGAGGGUAUGACGGCGAUUCGCAACUCGUUCGUCAUCGUCGUCGGUGCGGGAGGCGUAGGCUCGUGGGCAGCGCUCAUGCUCCUUCGCUCCGGCAUCUCCAAGUUGCGCCUCAUCGAUUUUGACCAGGUGUCGCUCUCGUCGCUCAAUCGCCACGCCUGUGCUACGCUCGAGGAUGUUGGACGACCAAAAGUGGUGUGUUGCGCCGAGAAAUUUGCGCAGAUCGCUCCAUGGGCCAAGCUCGAAGCAUGGGUAGAGCUGUUCAAGGGCGAUGAGGCGGAAAGACUUCUGGGUGGUAACCCAACGUAUGUCGUCGAUGCGAUUGACAAUAUCGAUACCAAGGUGGAUCUGCUGCGGUUCUGCGCGGAGCGAAAGAUCAAGGUGAUCAGCUCGAUGGGCGCGGGAGCCAAGAGCGAUCCGAGUCGCAUCCAGAUUUCGGACAUCAGCGUGACGUCGGAGGAUCCGCUUGCGAGGAGCGUGCGGAGAAGGUUGCGGGCGCUAGGAUUGCCGCCCAUCCCGCCAAAGGAGGUCGAGGAGAAGGCCAAGCGCGAGGCGGAACAGCUCGAGAAGGCACAGACGAAGGGCAAGCCUCAGCGUCCGAAUAACCUCGGCAAGGGCAAGAAGGGCGGUGACAAGCAGAAGUUGGAUGUGCCAGCAGCUGAAGCGGACCUCGACCGUACACCGAUGAAGGCGAGCCCCAGCGACGGACUCUCGAGCAAAGCGGCGGGCGGGGACAGCAGCGGGGCUUCCUCACCCACACUCGCUACGAGUGCAAGCCGCAACCUUCGCACAAAGAUAUCGUCUUCACCCUCUCCGCUCGCUUCUCGUAGCGGCAGCUCUUCCGACCUCACCUCGCUCAACACCUCCAGCACCGACAGCGCAUACGCACCUGCAUCCGGGCUCAGCUCCAGGGCUGUUUCCUCAUCAAUGCCUCAGCCACCACGACACAGCCGACGAGCGAGCAGCGUGUCCUCCUUUGGCUCAGGAGCGUACGCGACACCGAUGACCACACCUUCAGACGAGAUGGCUGCGCUCCUUCCGGACGGAGACACCAGCUUCCAAGCGCUCGAUGGGGACGAGAGCGCCAUUGCCGAACCCGACACCAGCACCCUCGCACCCGUCCUCGAUCGCCGCACAUCGCAAAGCAGCGCCGCUGCGUCCGACGCUACCGCUGUCGACCUUGCCGCGCACACCGCUCCACGCACCGCCAUCACCAACACGAUGCGACGCCGCGUCUCGGACAUGGAAGAGCUCUCCCCCUCUCCCUCUCCCUCCUCGCCCGCCCUCUCACGCUCCACCUCGUUCAAACCUACCCUCCCCACCACGCCCGCCGAGGAGACGACCGAACCGACGUUCUUCAUCCCGUGCGUCUACUCUACCGAGAAAUCCGACACACGACUCCUUCCCUUGGACGACGCCGAGUUCGCGCGGGGCAACGUGGACGAGCUAGCCGCAUUGGAAGACUUUCGAGUUCGAAUCCUUCCCGUCCUCGGCCCCCUUCCAGCCAUGUUCGGCCUUGCCGUGGCCACCUUCAUCCUGUGCGAAAUUGGAGGACAAAAGAUGGAACCACUCGCCUUCAAAGGUCGACGCAAACUCUACGAGAAGCUCUUCCACGACCUCUCGGUGUCCGAAUCGCGUCAUCCUCUCCCCGGCACCCAACCGAGGAAGGACGCCCAAGAGGGUCCGAGACACUACAUCCCGUUUAGCGUCAACGACAUCGCCUAUCUGUUCGAGGAGGUUUUCCGGGGUCGAAGCGUUGUGCCGCCGUUCGAUAGUUUGAGCGGGGCCCAGUUGGAGAGGUGGGAUUCGACGUUGCCGUUGAGCUUUCAAAAUGUGGCGUUGUUCUCGAGGGCCCAGGCGAAAGUGCAUGAACGCGAGGUGCUAGGGAAGGGGAGGAGCCCGGUGGAGGUAUGGGGUGGUGACGCGGCGAAUAUGGUGAGGAGAAGGAUGGCGAGCGAACGCCGAAGUGGGUUCUUCCGAUUCUAA